Messenger RNA from Spea bombifrons (plains spadefoot toad), 966 nucleotides. RefSeq names its product olfactory receptor-like protein OLF1. Gene Ontology annotation, molecular function: G protein-coupled receptor activity; olfactory receptor activity. NCBI's taxonomy places the organism in Eukaryota, Metazoa, Chordata, Amphibia, Anura, Pelobatidae. The record is from RefSeq and is a predicted model, not a curated record. Gene Ontology annotation, biological process: G protein-coupled receptor signaling pathway. Bases 1 to 966 code for a protein of 321 amino acids. The transcript is spliced from 2 exons. Gene Ontology annotation, cellular component: membrane.
AUGUACGAAGGCAAACAGAAUCUAGACUUGCACAAUGGAAGCAAUAAUUGUGCCACAUUUAUGUAUAUAGUGGGCUUCCAUCAUGAUUAUGGAUAUCAGGUGCUUCUCUCGGUUGUGUUCUCAGCUGCCUAUGUACAGGUCAUCGUGGUAAACCUGUUUAUAAUCACUCUUGGAUGUUCUGACCCUCACCUUCAGAAGCCAAUGUUCUUUUUCCUCUCUAAUCUCUCCUUUGUUGACCUCUGCUUCAGCUCCGUCACUAUGCCAUGGACCACAUACUCUUUCUUAACCAACAACAGAAUUGUAUCUCUCCAAGCUUGCGUCGCCCAAAUGUAUGGCUUUUUGUCUUUCACGAGUACGGAGUUUCUUCUUUUAUCGGCCAUGGCUUAUGACCGUUACGUUGCUGUCUGCGACCCUUUGCACUACCUACUUUCCAUGAAUCGCCGGAUUUGUGUCCUCCUGGUCGUAUCCUCGUGGUUGGUCGGCUUCCUAGAUACGGCUCCACAUGCGUGGUUCGCGCUUGUCGCUUGUUAUUGUGGAUCCAACCAGAUUAAUCACUUCUUCUGCGAUCUAACAGCUCUUUGGAAGCUUUCGUGUUCUGAGACUGAACUUAUAGAAACCAUCACAUACGUAGAAGGGAUAUUUUUGGGCUUUGGUCCUUUUCUGUUGACCUUGACAUCUUAUGUUUUUAUUGUGAACACUAUCUUAAAAAUUCAGUCUUUAAAAGGAAGACUGAAGGCCUUUUCCACUUGCUCCUCACACCUGACUGUCGUGAUAAUAUUUUACGGAACCACACUGAGCAUGUACAUGCGACCAACCUCUAUGUUUUCCCUGGAAGAUAACAAAAUGAUCACUCUUAUAUACGUAAUGGUCAUCCCCUUGCUUAAUCCUAUUAUAUAUAGUUUAAGAAGUAAAGAUCUAAAGGAGGCUCUUUGGAGGACCUUGCAAGCAAGGUCUUUUAGGCAAUAA